Molecule: messenger RNA, 1404 nt
Organism: Rotaria sordida
Lineage: Eukaryota; Metazoa; Rotifera; Eurotatoria; Philodinida; Philodinidae
Source: the annotation of a GenBank genome assembly
AUGACACAAAUUGUUUCAUCAAAACCUUUUUGUCUUGAAAAUUCUACUCAAUUAACUCGACCUGCUUCCGAUGCAUUCUAUCGUAUUGAUGGUAGUAAUGAACCGACAAUCAUUGAUAAACAUCAAGCAAAACGUCUCUAUCGUCUUCAAAGAACACCAAAUGUAAAUACUCAUCUUCAUUUGGAUAGUUCUGAUGUUGGUUAUGAAACACAAGGAUAUUUUGAAAAUAUUGUGCGUAAACAAGUUGAAGAAAGUUCUACACAACCAAUAAAAUCAGUAUAUCAUCCACCAACAGAUAUGUCGAAUAUAUCAAUGAAAAAAUUUUCACUUGGAAAAGCUCGUCUUGAUCCUCAACAUAUUAUACCAAGUAAAAUGACAACAAUACGUGAUCAUCCAACUGCUAUUACGAUACUUCGACAUGAACAAGGUCCAAGUGGUGAAAUUGUACCACGUUUUACUCAUCGAUUAGUUUUAGAUGGACCACUUCGUGGUCGAUUAGGUCCAGGAGGUACUUUAAAUUCUGAAGAAGAUUGUAAAGAAGCUGAAAAUUAUCUUCGAAGUCAAGGUCGUUUAUCAGCACCUUCAACUCUAACUUAUAAUCCAAGUACACAACAACAAUAUGUUAGUACGCAAAUGAAACGUGAUGAACUUGCUCGUCAUUUUAUGUACACAUCAACUCAACAAGCUGCUUUUGAUGAAGUACCAUGGGAUUCUAAAUUACCAUCUAAAUUAUCUGUUCCAUUAACAACGUAUGAAGCUAAUGGAAGUGAUCCUGUAUUAAAAUCUAAACAUUUAACAUCACUUCAUGAUGCUCGUACACGUAAAAUUCUUGAAUGGGAUCGUAUACAAUUACGAAAUACUAAUUUCUAUCGAAAACCUAUUGAUAAUGUUGCACCAUUACCACGUGCACAACAAAUAUCUGGUUAUUCAGGUUCAAUUGGUGGCUAUCAUAUACAAGACAUUGAUAAUCCAACAGUUGAUUUUAAACCAUAUACUGUAGUACGUAGUGAACAACCGAAAUUUGGUAUUAAUCCAUUUAAAACAAAUAUUCCUUUCUAUACUGGACAAACACAUUGGACAAAAGUUGAUCCUGUAUCACAUUAUGAUAAAGAAGGUCGUGCUUAUACAACAACUGCAGCAUUUCAUAAGCCACUUCAAAUUGAUUAUGCAUCCUACCGUCAUUCUGGUUUAAAUGGACAAUUAUCACGAGCUGUAACAACUGUUAUACCACAAAAUCCAUUUAAUCAAAUGAAUAUUAAUAGUACAACGGUAAAUGCAUCAUUAGAUAGUCGUCCACAUAUAUUAAUUCAAAAUUUACCAAGUGGUGUAUCAUCAACAAUGAAAGAUAAUAAAAAUGAUGAGAAAAAAGAAGAAAAAACUGAUAAUAAUCAAAUUCAAAAUUAA